Messenger RNA from Trichoderma virens Gv29-8, 2601 nucleotides. RefSeq lists its product as uncharacterized. Bases 1 to 2601 code for a protein of 866 amino acids. Gene Ontology annotation, cellular component: RSC-type complex. Gene Ontology annotation, biological process: chromatin remodeling. Lineage: Eukaryota; Fungi; Ascomycota; Sordariomycetes; Hypocreales; Hypocreaceae. Gene Ontology annotation, molecular function: chromatin binding; protein binding. The record is from RefSeq and is a predicted model, not a curated record. The transcript is spliced from 6 exons.
AUGGAGCAAGAGCGCCCCAAGGAUGCCGUCGAUGGCGAUGUCGACAUGAAGGAAAGCCUCGACGAAUCUAGUGUAGACAUGGAAGGCAAUCCUGGCCAAGAUGAACCUCACGACUUAUUUCAACUAAUACAUGACCUUUCGAAGUAUCUAUGUAGCCGACGCGUACCGAUUUUAACAAAUUUCAGUGGCGAAGAGCUUGCGGCUGGGUUCCAGCGCAUUCCGAACAGGCGCCUUUUACCCGACUAUUUUGACAUCAUUGCCGAGCCUAUCGCCUUCAGUACUGUUCGAAGCAAAAUCCAAAAGAAGCAGUACAAUGCCUUCUCCGAGUUCGUCAAGGAUGUUGCACAAAUAUGCCACAACGCACAGGUCUACAAUCGCCCUUCGGCGCCAAUAUUUGGUGCUGCUGAACGACUUCGAGAGAUCCUCCAGGAGGAGCUCAAGAAACUCGUCGACAGUGGUGAUAUUACAGCCGAGGAUGCGCGUCUGCCAGACUUGGGAGAGCUGCCUCCCGUCGAAGAAUCACCAUCGCAGCAGGGGCGAAACAACAAUGACGACGACGAAGACGACGAGGACGAUGAGGAGGAAGAGGAGGAGGAUACCGAUGAAGACUCUGAUGACGAAGACUACAAAGGGCGAGGGGGAAGACGCUACACAUCCGAUCGAGGCAGCCGCAGCAAUGACAAGGACUCAAGAUUCCAACAGAAAAGAGGCCGGCCACCAAUGGUCCUAACUCCGACGGAAGCCAGAAUCUUCUCGCUCCUCAAGGAGCUUAGAAAAAUCAAGGAUGCAGACGGAAACACACUUGCUGCGCCUUUCGAGAGGCUUCCUGAUAAAACGGUUGUCCCAGACUACUACCAAAUAAUUGCGAAUCCAAUCGCUUUGGACAACAUUAAGAAGAUGACGAAGCGAAAGAAGUAUCAAACAGUCGACCAGGCACUCUUAGACCUUGAACUCAUGUUUGAGAAUGCCAAGGCGUAUAAUGAAGAUGAUAGCCCAGUGUACGAAGCUGCUGUGAAACUACAGCAGCAAGCUCGGGUACUGGCAGAACAAGAAAAGUUGAAACCAGAUGACGAUUUCCGGGACGAGGAUGGCAAACUCCCUCUAUCAAGCAUCGAGUACAGCGGAGAAACCUGGAGAGUUGGUGACUGGGUGCACAUUCGGAACCCCAACGACCUAGCAAAGCCUAUUGUUGCUCAAAUAUUCCGCACAUGGCAAGAUCGUGAUGGCCAGAAGUGGAUUAAUGCAUGCUGGUACUACAGGCCGGAGCAAACAGUUCAUCGAUUCGAAAAACAUUUUUAUGUACACGAGGUAGUCAAGACGGGUCAGUACCGCGACCAUCCGAUUGCAGACGUUAUCGACCGCUGCUACGUAAUGUUCGUCACUCGAUUCAACAAGGGACGUCCCCGGGGACUUGCACCGGACAAGGACGUCUACGUCUGCGAGUCUCGGUACAACGAAGAGAAGUUUUACUUCAACAAAAUCAAGACUUGGGCCAGCUGUGUUCCUGACGAGGUGCGGGAUAAAGACUACGAGAUGGAUUUGUUUGAGGUUCCCCGUCAGAUGAAGAAAAUACCCAGUCCAAUCAAGCACCUCUUGCGCGACGAUGCCAAAGAAACAGAUGAGCUUCCGCGACCGACUUGGGGCAGCCCAAAUGCUCCGCCCAUUAUUGGUGCCGUCCAUCGUCGACCACCAGGGCCUAAUGAAUCACCUCCUCCAGAUCUCAUGAUGCCUGCAAUGCCAGCCGUUUCCAAGAUGCCAGCAGAACCAACCCAGCGCCUUCCCAUAAAUCCCGGGGUUAAGGAUGCCACAAGCGAGGCGGCAAGAAACGGAGCCAUCCCUUACGGCAUGGUUGGUGCAGUGCCACCUCCCAACCAGUAUUACGGACACGUUCCACCACAUUUCCAGCCAGUCCCUCCAAACACCGGACCUAUCCCACAAACUCCGGUUCCCAUACCUCAUCAACCGCAGCAGACGCCUCCGCAUAUGUCGAUGCGAUCCAUGCAAUACCAAUAUCAGCCUCACCAACAGCCUGCCUACAUGCAAAACUACAACGGCUAUGCCCCAUCACCUGCAAUGCCUCUGCAUCAUCAACCCGUGCCCAACCCACGGCCAACAGGGUACAUGCAAGGUCACACUGCGGCAGUGCCCAGGCCGCCGGGGAUAGUGACCCCUGGUGUUGCUCAGCCACAUGCUAAUAUGUACAAUCCGCCGCGGCCCCCUGAGGUGUAUACACUACCAGACAACAUCAAUGAAACUUUACCAGAGGCGGUGCGGCGGGAAUUUCAACACGAUGAAUCUGGUAGGGUGCUGUUCUUUUCAGCCGCCCCUCUGGACCGCUCAUGCAGUGGUCUUUCGCCGCAGAGCUCAGGGCUUGGGCAUAGUGCCAAAUACCUUGCCGGACGGAGUAAAUGGUUGGCCGAACGCGAAAUGAAGCGAAAGGAUAGAGAUGAGCUAUUGCAUGGGCUGCGAGAAAAGCUACGGCGGACUGAAUUACAGUCUGACGAAUCUCCGGCCAUCUCACAAGCCGCCCACGCAAUGGAACUAUUCUUUGAGCACCUUGGCCAAGACACUGAGCGUCUAAAAGAGGACGUCGGUCUGUAA